AUGCUACUUGACUGUGAUGAUAUCGACCAAUGUUGGGAAAAAUGGAAAGAUGUAUUUCUUACUACCGCUGAAAUGUUUAUCCCAAAAUGUAAGGUUAGAGAUGCAAAGGCACCAAAAUGGAUAGAUGGAGAUGUUAUCAAUCUCUCUAAGUGUAAGAACAGAAUGUGGAAAAAAGCUAAAAAAUCUAACUUAACAAGUGAUUGGGAAAAUUACAGAACUAUUCGUAAACAGCUAAAAACGUUGACUAAAAAGAAAUAUCGUGAACAUCUCGCAACUAUGCAGGAUGAGUUAAAGGAUAAUCCUAGUAAGUUUUGGUCAUUUUACAGAGCCACAACAAAAACAGCCAGGAUACCAAAAAUUGUUCAUCUCAGUGGGGAGAAAGCCUCAACGCCUUCUGCUAAAGCGGACAUGUUCAACAAAUUUUUUGCGUCCGUUUUUCAAAAAUCUGACCAUGGAGCAGAGAUAAAUCAUGAUGUGUUUCAUCCUCGAGUUGACGAAUUGCAUAAUUUACAUGUUACGGUUGAAGAUAUCUUGUCUGUUUUGAAGGCCAUUAAUCCUUCAAAAGCUAGUGGACCUGAUCAAAUUCCUGGACGGAUUUUAAAAGAAUGUGCAAAUGAGAUUGCCCCUUCACUUACACAAAUAAUAAAUCUUUCCCUUCGAAUAGGAAUGUUACCAAAGGAAUGGAAAUGGGCAAAUGUUGUGCCAGUUUUCAAAAAGGGUGAUGUUGAAAACGUGACAAAUUAUAGACCUAUCUCUUUGCUAAGUGUAGUGGAAAAA
This is a messenger RNA of Paramuricea clavata, 777 nucleotides long. The record is from the annotation of a GenBank genome assembly. Lineage: Eukaryota; Metazoa; Cnidaria; Anthozoa; Malacalcyonacea; Plexauridae.